Messenger RNA from Protopterus annectens (West African lungfish), 838 nucleotides. It is a transcript of the gene POLE4, whose product is annotated as DNA polymerase epsilon 4, accessory subunit. Gene Ontology annotation, molecular function: protein heterodimerization activity. Gene Ontology annotation, cellular component: epsilon DNA polymerase complex; nucleus. The transcript has 4 exons. The record is from RefSeq and is a predicted model, not a curated record. Bases 328 to 687 code for a protein of 119 amino acids. Lineage: Eukaryota; Metazoa; Chordata; Ceratodontiformes; Protopteridae.
AUCUGAAAGUGAAGCCCUUAAAGUUGUUAUAUGCCUUUCUCAAUUUUCUUCUCAUAGGUGCUAAGGAGCAGUAGACAGUAUUAACCGUCAGUGUUUACUGUAUUCAUCAAUGUACCCGUUUUUAAAAUGUUUAAAACAUUACGGUUUAAGAAGCUGGGAGAGCAGACACGAUGCCCUCAUUCAUGAAGCAGUAUAGUGGGCGGGAAUUGCUGCCGCGUGUUGAAAACAUGACAAGUUACGUAAGUGGCGGUUCUCGGCGCCUUUAGUUACUGUACAGUGAAUUAGGCCCGUUUUGGCCGCUACCGUCCUGGCGGAGCUAGCGGGGUCAUGGAACCAGAGCUGGAACGUAAAGCAGAAGUAGAAGAAACCCGUGAUCCGGAACACGAAGACGGGACAGCUGAUGAAAUACCACAACCUGCCCUGUUAUCGGCAGGUCAUCAGCGAGCGGUUAAACUGCCCCUGACGCGGGUAAAAGCUCUUAUGAAGGCCGACCCGGAUGUCUCGUUGGCAAGCCAGGAGUCAGUAUUUAUCAUCGCUAAAGCAACAGAGCUGUUUGUUGAAACAAUAGCAAAGGAUGCCUUUGUGUAUGCCCAGCAAAACAAAAGGAAAACUCUUCAGAGGAAGGAUUUGGAUCUUGCAAUAGAAGCCAUGGAUGAGUUUGCUUUUCUGGAAGGUACCCUGGAUUGAAACUGGUUUAAGUACCAAAACUAGAUUGUACAGAGUCAAAAAUAUUGAGAGAGAUAUGUGAAUUUGAAAAGGUCAUAUUCUAGAAAUGUUUUGUACAGUAAAAAUGUAUAAAUUUUAUGUAUACGUUGUAAUAAAAUAUUUUGUAUAACAA